Molecule: messenger RNA, 3271 nt
Organism: Papilio xuthus (Asian swallowtail)
Lineage: Eukaryota; Metazoa; Arthropoda; Insecta; Lepidoptera; Papilionidae
Product: peroxisomal N(1)-acetyl-spermine/spermidine oxidase
Exons: 3
Coding region: 456-2117 (553 amino acids)
Molecular function (GO): polyamine oxidase activity
Source: RefSeq, a predicted model, not a curated record
UUCUCUAUACAUUUCUUCUAACAAUAUUUUUCAGCAUAUUAACACAACAAAUUAUCGGAGCCUCAUAAAUUACUCUGCGAAUAGCGAAUAGAAGAAUAAAAUAAAGCCCUAUGACAACUCGACAACAAUCAGUAAUGUCAAUACCGAAAACGAUUUUUUUAGUGAAAUUGUUGUUUGUUGUUGCUAUUAUAAGAAAUUUAUUCCGUAGGUUUUCCGCAAUAUGGCAUGUAGUGGUAUUUUUCUGGGUGGCCUAUGCAAACAACCAUUUUUACUUAUAAAUUCAAUUUGAAGAUGUCUCCGAAUUUUUUUUAAUUAAUCUUAUUUUAUUACCUGUAAUGUGCUCAUAGACAAGGGAUUUUACAAUAAAGACAAAAAGAUAGACAACAAAUUAUAACCAACAGCUGAGCGUCAAAAACUCACUGACAAAUUAAUAUUGUAAUUUAUAUUUUUAUAUUAUGGGCGACGAAGAAUUAAAUUCUAGUAUAAAAUGUGAAACACGUAGGUAUAAUGUUAUAAUAAUUGGCGGUGGAAUGGCUGGUCUUGCCGCUGCAAAUUACUUUAUUAAAAAUGGUAUGGAGGACUUUAUUAUACUUGAAGCUAGGAAUCGUAUCGGCGGAAGAAUAAUUUCAAUACCUAUGAAAAACCACAAGGUUGAACUAGGUGCGAAUUGGAUCCACGGUGUUUUGGGUAAUCCAAUAUUUGAAAUUGCUACUGCCAAUGGACUUGUAAACAUUAUUAACAUACCUAAGCCUCAUAAAGUUAUAGCGGCGACUGAGGAUGGGAAACAAGUACCCUUUGGUGUUCUACAAGAAAUACACGAAGCAUACGUUUGUUUUCUAAGACGGUGCGAAGAAUACUUUUUGUGCCAGUACCUACCACCACCUGACAUUAAUAGCGUAGGUGAGCAUAUAAAUCUCGAAGCCACAAUAUACCUCGAGCGUCUGCCAUCGUCGGAAGAAAAGAAAUUGAGACGCCUAAUAUUUGACUGCCUAUUGAAGCGUGAAACCUGCAUAUCAGGUUGUAAUAAUAUGGAUGACAUUGAUCUUUUAGAAUUAGGCAGUUAUACAGAAUUACAAGGAGGGAACAUAAUGAUUCCGUCAGGUUAUAGUGGUAUUUUGGAACCAUUAAAGAAGCUGAUAGCUCCAGAAAAAAUAUUGACCAAUCAUCCAGUAAAAAAGGUCAUAUGGGAUUCUGACCAACACACUGCUAGACAACUAGAUGAUAUGGGAGAGGAAUCAGAGGAUUCAGAUCAAACAGUAAUUGAAGACAUUUCAAGAGCAAAUUCUGAUAAGGCAAAUAAUUCCGAAGUGACUGCACCACUUACAGAAACACCUCAGAAACCAAAGAAAAAGUUAUUGCAUAAUGUAGAGGUUAUUUGUGAAAAUGGCCAGAGCUUUUAUGCAAAUCAUGUCAUAUGUACAAUUCCUUUAGGUGUUUUAAAAGAUAAUGCAAAUACAAUGUUUGAGCCUGCAUUACCACGGUACAAAAUUGAAUCUAUAGACAGACUGCUUUUUAGUGCAGUUGAUAAAAUAUUUUUAGAGUAUGAAAGGCCAUUUUUGAAUCCUGAUAUAACAGAAAUUAUGCUUCUUUGGGAGACACCAUCAUGUCCAGAAGACCUAGCACAGUCAUGGUAUAAAAAAAUUUACUCUUUUAGUAAAGUAACAGAAACAUUGCUACUUGGCUGGGUAUCUGGUAAAGAAGCUGAAUAUAUGGAAACACUCUCUAUGGAUGAAGUAGCCGUUACAUGCACAAAAAUUUUACGCAAGUUUUUGAAUGAUCCUUUUGUACCAGAGCCACAAACAUGUGUUUGCACAAGUUGGAAAAAGCAGCCUUACACAAGAGGGUCGUAUACAGCAAUUGCUGUUGGUGCUAGUCAAAGUGAUAUUGAGAGUUUGGCACAACCAUUAUUUAAAAAUGUUCAUGAUAAGAAGCCCACAUUGCUUUUUGCGGGUGAGCACACACACAGUAGUUUCUAUUCGACAGUCCAUGGCGCAUAUUUAUCAGGUCAGACAGCAGCUCGUCGCUUAUUAGCUCCAGAUGAUAUCCCGGAGAGCACAUUGGAUUGCCCCGGAACAGCUGACUUGAACACGUGGAUACAAGGCGUACAAUUAGGAUAAAUAUUAUUGUUUAAUUUGUUUGUAUGUUGAAAGUUGUGAAUGAAAUUGAUCCAUAGGAUCCGUUAUUUUGUUUCUUUACAAGAUAAAGUGAUAUGCAAGGCAGUUUUUAACUGCAAUUAUAAAUGCACUUACAAUUUUUGUUAUUUAUUAUAAUUGUUGUUUAAUGGCCUACUGUUUGACUACCAUAGAGCCAAAGAAUUUGUGAUUUUGUUCCUAUACUUUUUUAAUGUGGCAACAUUUAUGAAUUUGACAUGCAUUUAGCAACAGUCUUUUGUAUUAUAUUACAAAAUUUUCAUAAAUUGGCAACUAAAUCUGUCACAAUGGGUGUUCUAUUUUUAUAAUCAAGACAAAUUGUAUUGUUUGUACUUCUAAUUCAAUUGUAAAAAAAUCUGGAAAUUUAAAUUUUGACAAAUAUUUCAUACACAUUCCUGCUAUAAAAUUAAAACGCUCAAUAUAAGACACUCGAAUUCUAAACAAUCAAGUUAAACGAAAAUUAAAGACACUUUAUUAUGUAUUGUUUGUAUAAAAUGUAUAUAGAUGUCAAAUUUAGUUGAAUUUUAAAGAGAUUUUUUUUGUCUUUCACACAAGCGCAUUUUUAAAACUACCAGUAUUAAAAUAGGUUAAGUUAUUCUAAAAAUUCGAUAUUAUUCAAUGUAACCGAUUAUUUAAUUUGGAAGCCAUUCCAAUGAUUGCUUAGUAAAUGAAAUAUUUAAUCAAACAGCCUGUGGUUAUAAUUAUUUAUCUUUGUAGAUUUGGCUCACAAACAUUUUUUAUAUGUACAACAAUAUAGUAAAUAGAAGAAAUUUGACGCGAGAAUAAAAAUUGUAAAACAUGACAGGAUUUAGGUUAAAAAUUUUGUCGUAAACAUUAGUGUAUAGAAAUUUAAUUUAGCUUAAAAUUAUAGGUGAUGAAUACAAUUUUUGUAUUUAUAUAAAUUAGUGCAUAUAUGUUUGUGAUUUGAGAUAAAUCAUAGAUUUAGUUUUUCAUUUUUAUGGAUACAUAAAUAAUGUAAAAGCUAUUUAACCAUGUAGUACUUUUCUAUAAAUGAAAUGGUGUACAAUCAAAGACUCGUUCAGUUCGUAGCUUGUUUUGCCUAUUGGAUUUUUCUAGUCAGAGCGAAGUUUUUUUAUGUCGCUUAAAUAAAUCAUACAAAA